UGCUGCGUGACGACUUCCGGCAGAACCCCCAGGACGUGGUGGUGGCGCUGGGGGAGCCGGCCACCCUGGAGUGCCUGGCCCCGCGGGGACACCCGGAGCCCAGCACCUUCUGGAGGAAGGACAAGGCUCGCCUGGACCUGAAGGACGACAGGAUCACGGUGCGAGGAGGGAAGCUGACCAUCUCCAACACCAGGAAGAGUGAUGCGGGGAAGUACGUGUGUGUGGCUGCCAACAUGGUGGGCGAGCGAGACAGCGAGACAGCCCAGCUCUCUGUGUUUGAGAGGCCCAGGUUCGUGCGCAGGCCGGUGAACCAGGUGGUGCUGGUGGAGGAGGGGGUGGAGCUCAGGUGUCUGGUCCAGGGAGACCCUCCGCCCACGCUGCGCUGGAGGAAGGACGACGUGGACGUGCCCCGCGGCAGGUAUGACAUCAGGUAUGAGAAGGAGGACUUCCUGUUGAGGAUCAAGAAGGCGUCAUCAGGAGACCAGGGCACGUUCUCAUGCGUGGCGGAGAACCGUGUGGGCAAGGUGGAGGCCGCCGCCACGCUGACCGUCCGAGGUGAGACCUAG
Osmerus eperlanus (European smelt) is the source of this 566-nucleotide messenger RNA. RefSeq names its product roundabout homolog 2-like. The record is from RefSeq and is a predicted model, not a curated record. Gene Ontology annotation, cellular component: plasma membrane; neuronal cell body; axon. Lineage: Eukaryota; Metazoa; Chordata; Actinopteri; Osmeriformes; Osmeridae. Gene Ontology annotation, molecular function: axon guidance receptor activity. Gene Ontology annotation, biological process: synapse organization; homophilic cell-cell adhesion. The transcript is spliced from 4 exons. The annotation marks the transcript as partial.